Molecule: messenger RNA, 1958 nt
Organism: Lobosporangium transversale
Lineage: Eukaryota; Fungi; Mortierellomycota; Mortierellomycetes; Mortierellales; Mortierellaceae
Exons: 2
Coding region: 180-1565 (461 amino acids)
Molecular function (GO): protein binding
Source: RefSeq, a predicted model, not a curated record
AUUGUAAAAACGCAUUCAAUUUUCUUUUAGUCGUGUGGGAGGGAAAGUGUCAAAGUGGCGACGGUUUUUUUAAAUGGCUUCGCCAGUCUCAUGUGACCAUUCCUCUUAAUUCAAUCUUUCUUCUACACCUUACCAUCUCCAUCACAUCAUAAUUACAAACAACAACAGAACUCUUAACCAUGGUAUCUGAUGACUCGGGUGAGGAAAAAGUCCAGGCAUUUCGCCUCGUCAGCCUGGAUGGGUCACCCAUUCCAGGAUUAGAUAUCCAAUACAUUGAACCUCGAUAUGACCGAAGUACACGGCAGUACGUCAUCCUCUGGAACGAUAUUGUGUUUUCUUACAAGGAUGCAAUGCAUGUAAAGAAAGGAAAAGUGACUCUAUCAUGUCUCACGGACGACAACCUUGUAUACCUUGAGCCACUUCGAAUCCGCGCAGAACCUGAUAUCGUGUUGAAUGUGGUCAUUUCCCUUCAGGCAAGCUAUCUAAGAGAGCCAUAUCCAGAUUCAACAACUGCUCAAAGGAAUGAAGACUCAUCUACAAUAGAAUUAUAUGAGGCUACCCUCCAAAGCUCUGUCAAAAAAAGUAAUAUUGAUGAUCGCAAAAGUCUUAAGGCAGAUGGCACAGCUUCUUUGACAGUAACUGAAGCUCAUUCAGAAGAUAUUCCGAGUUAUGAAGAAAGCGCAGAGUUGAUGGCAGUGCCGCUUAGUGGAGAGAUACAGCCAGGAGGUAUAAGCAAAGGGGGAUCCAAAGAUGAGGCCAAUCUACGCCUUAUCCUUAAGGAUAACGGAGAUCCACAGGAUUAUUCAAAAGCCUUUGACUGGUACUACACUGAAGCCAACUGGGGAUGGUCCGGCGCUCGGACUAACAUGGGUUACAUGUACUAUCAUGGCAUGGGAGUUCAACAGAGCUAUUCAGAUGCUUUUGACUGCUAUUCUACGGCAGCCAAAAAAGGAAACGUUCAAGCCCAGAGCAAUAUAGGCUGCCUAUACGAACAUGGUAAAGGAGUUGAGCAGGACUAUUCGAAAGCCAUUGAGUGGUACCUCAAGGCAGCCAACCAGGGAAACGCCAUUGCUCAGAUCAAUCUAGGUUGGAUGUACUUUUAUGGGAAAGGAGUUGAGCAAGACUAUUCAAAAGCCUUUGACUGGUGCCUCAAGCCAGCCAACCUAGGAAAUGCCAGUGCUCAGAGUAGCUUAGGUUACAUGUACCUUGAGGCCAAAGGAGACUCGAAGGACUAUUCGAAAGCCACCUAUUGGCUUCUCAAGGCAGCCAGCCAAGAGAAUACUAUUGCGCAGAGCAACCUAGGCUACAUUCACUCUCGUGGCAAAGGAGUUAAACAAGACUAUUCGAAAGCCUUUGACUGGUAUCUCAAGGCAGCCAAUCUAGGAAACGCCACCGCUCAGAGUAACCUAGGGUACAUGUACUAUCAUGGCGUAGGGGUUUCACAGGACCAUUCGAAGGCCUAUGACUGGUAUCUCAAGGCUGCCGAUCAGGGAUGUGCUAGUGCUCAGCGCACCAUUGGUUCUAUGUAUCGAAUUGGAAAAGGAACCCAUGUUAAAGCAGCGUAAUAGCAACAAGGACUUGCAGUCUAAGAUGCUAUUGAUGACAAGCAGAAGCUGAUUCGGCUCAAGUACUUACGGCUCUUGGAUGUUUUUUAAUCUGAAGAACUCCUAAGUACAGUACGUAUUUGAGAUCCAAUAUCCUUCAUUUAAUUCGAUAAUUAAAUAAUGAAGUGUCGAUUGCAACUAUAGGGAGUUUGGGCCGAGAAAGCAAUAGCAAAUGCCAUACUCCACGAUUUGUAUACUUAGGAUGUAGUGGAUCUGUAAUGUCAGUGUAACAAAAGAAACAAAAGAAAUGGCAUUCGUUACAAAGCGACGAAUUAAUUACCAUCUUGCGAUUAGAAGUUACCUGGUUUGACUAGAUAUACUUUUACAUUCUAAGUUUUUAUCUUGACGGUGAAG